Molecule: messenger RNA, 607 nt
Organism: Helicoverpa armigera (cotton bollworm)
Lineage: Eukaryota; Metazoa; Arthropoda; Insecta; Lepidoptera; Noctuidae
Gene: BORCS7
Exons: 2
Coding region: 153-470 (105 amino acids)
Cellular component (GO): BORC complex
Source: RefSeq, a predicted model, not a curated record
UUUUGCAGCUGAAUCCUGUUGUUUUGAUUUUAUCGAUUGUUGUAAACUGUAAAUGAAGGCCUUUUUUGUGCAGUAGCACAUUUUUCUGAAUGCUUCAUUGAGCACCAAUCGUAGUGUGAUACUGUAAGAGACAAAUUAGAAGUCGCCACGCAAUGACUUCGGCGUCGUCGAGUAGCGCUCGCUCACUGUUCGCCGAAUCAAAGCAAAGACUAGCUGAGAGAGUGCAAGUCAACAUGAAUAAUAUUUCGUCUUUGGCCCGGCAAAUACAAAGAGGAUCUAAGUCCAAUGAGUUACUAUCAAAAGCAGCUCGAGACAUGGCUUCAACGGAGCAUCAGAUAGAAACCAGUGAAGAGAACCUUAAGAAGAUGCAACUCAUUGGCGUUCACAUGGGGUACCAGUUCGAGAACAUACAGAAAUCCGCACAAAUGCUUACGGAGAUCGGAGAGAAAGUUAAUGCUAUGCAAAGAUGAUAGAUGUAGUUUAGUUUGUUAUUAUAGCACAAUUAUUCCCAGUUCAUAUUAUUAUGAAGUUAAUAUACUUAGAAAGAAGUAAUUUUUUAAAAAUGUUAUGUUCUGAAACAAUUAUUUUUGUUUAUUGCUGUCCCUAU